Lethenteron reissneri (Far Eastern brook lamprey) is the source of this 2382-nucleotide messenger RNA. RefSeq names its product zinc finger protein 91-like. The record is from RefSeq and is a predicted model, not a curated record. Gene Ontology annotation, biological process: regulation of transcription by RNA polymerase II. NCBI's taxonomy places the organism in Eukaryota, Metazoa, Chordata, Hyperoartia, Petromyzontiformes, Petromyzontidae. Gene Ontology annotation, molecular function: RNA polymerase II cis-regulatory region sequence-specific DNA binding; DNA-binding transcription factor activity, RNA polymerase II-specific.
AUGAAGCUGCAUGAGAGAACGCACACGGGCGAAAAGCCAUUCAAGUGCGCCGUGUGUGGGAAGGCUUUUGUAUGUUCAUCAAAUUGUCGAGUUCACGAGAGAGCGCACACUGGUGAGAAGCCCUACAAGUGCACUGUGUGCAUGAAGGCUUUUGGUCGUUCAGAAACUCUUCAAAAUCACGAGAGAACGCACACUGGUGAGAAGCCCUACAAGUGCACUGUGUGCAUGAAGGCAUUUGGUCGUUCAGAAACUCUUCAAAAUCACGAGAGAACACACACGGGCGAGAAGCCCUACAAGUGCACUGUGUGCAUGAAGGCUUUUGGUCGUUCAGAAACUCUUCAAAAUCACGAGAGAACGCACACGGGCGAGAAGCCCUACAAGUGCACUGUGUGCAUGAAGGCUUUUGGUCGGUCAGAAACUCUUCAAAAUCACGAGAGAACGCACACGGGUGAGAAGCCCUACAAGUGCACUGUGUGCAUGAAGGCUUUUGGUCGUUCAGAAACUCUUCAAAAUCACGAGAGAACACACACGGGUGAGAAGCCCUACAAGUGCAUCGUGUGCAUGAAGGCUUUUGGUCGUUCAGAAACUCUUCAAAAUCACGAGAGAACGCACACGGGUGAGAAGCCCUACAAGUGCACUGUGUGCAUGAAGGCUUUUGGUCGUUCAGAAACUCUUCAAAAUCACGAGAGAACACACACUGGUGAGAAGCCCUACAAGUGCACUGUGUGCAUGAAGGCUUUUGGUCGUUCAGAAACUCUUCAAAAUCACGAGAGAACACACACUGGUGAGAAGCCCUACAAGUGCACUGUGUGCAUGAAGGCUUUUGUUCGUUCAGAAACUCUUCAAAAUCACGAGAGAACGCACACGGGUGAGAAGCCCUACAAGUGCACUGUGUGCAUGAAGGCUUUUGUUCGUUCAGAAACUCUUCAAAAUCACGAGAGAACGCACACGGGUGAGAAGCCCUACAAGUGCACUGUGUGCAUGAAGGCUUUUGUUCGUUCAGAAACUCUUCAAAAUCACGAGAGAACGCACACGGGUGAGAAGCCCUACAAGUGCACUGUGUGCAUGAAGGCUUUUGGUCGUUCAGAAACUCUUCAAAAUCACGAGAGAACACACACGGGUGAGAAGCCCUACAAGUGCACUGUGUGCAUGAAGGCUUUUGGUCGUUCAGAAACUCUUCAAAAUCACGAGAGAACGCACACGGGUGAGAAGCCCUACAAGUGCACUGUGUGCAUGAAGGCUUUUGUUCGUUCAGAAACUCUUCAAAAUCACGAGAGAACACACACGGGUGAGAAGCCCUACAAGUGCACUGUGUGCAUGAAGGCAUUUGGUCGUUCAGAAACUCUUCAAAAUCACGAGAGAAUGCACACUGGUGAGAAGCCCUACAAGUGCACUGUGUGCAUGAAGGCUUUUGGUCGUUCAGAAACUCUUCAAAAUCAUGAGAGAACGCACACGGGUGAGAAGCCCUACAAGUGCACCGUCUGUGGGAAGGCAUUUGCCUACUCAAACUAUCUUCGAGUUCACCAGAGAAUGCACACGGGUGAGAAGCCCUACAAGUGCAUUGUGUGUGGGAAGGCAUUUGCCUACUCAAACUAUCUUCGAGUUCACCAGAGAAUGCACACGGGUGAGAAGCCCUACAAGUGCAUUGUGUGUGGGAAGGCAUUUGCCUACUCAAACUAUCUUCGAGUUCACCAGAGAAUGCACACGGGUGAGAAGCCCUACAAGUGCACCGUCUGUGGGAAGGCAUUUAUCUAUUCAAACUAUUUUCGGAUUCAUCGGAGAACGCACACAGGUGAGAAGUCAUUCAAGUGCACUAUGUGUGGGAAGGCAUUUGUCUAUUCAAACUAUCUACGAGUUCACGAGAGAACGCACACGGGUGAGAAGCCCUACAAGUGCACCGUCUGUGGGAAGGCAUUUGCCUACUCAAACUAUCUUCGGAUUCAUCAGAGAACGCACACAGGCGAAAAGGCAUUCAAGUGCACCGUCUGUGGGAAGGCAUUUGUCUAUUCAAACUAUCUUCGGAUUCAUCAGAGAACGCACACAGGUGAGAAGUCAUUCAAGUGCACUAUGUGUGGGAAGGCAUUUGUCUAUUCAAACUAUCUACGAGUUCACGAGAGAACGCACACAGGUGAGAAGCCCUACAAGUGCACCGUCUGUGGGAAGGCAUUUGCCUACUCAAACUAUCUUCGGAUUCAUCAGAGAACGCACACGGGCGAGAAGCCAUUCAAGUGCACCGUGUGUGGAAAAGGGUUUAUUGAUUCAGGACAACGAAAGAAGCAUGAGAAGGUCCACGAGAGGCUCACAACUCUUAGCUGGGUGCAGUACGACUUCUCCAAGGCCUUCACUCUGCAACCUGCGGAAUUGUACGUCUUGGUCAUGUGA